AAUGGGUAAAAGUUUUUGCCUUUGCGUUGGUAAUAUUUUACUUGUAUUCCAUUGUUUCGGGUCCUCUUCUCUAACUUUCUUAUGAAUUAACAUGUUGAAUAAUCAACAUUCAAUUCAUUUUGUACUCGUCAACUGUUGACUGCUAUGCAUAUUUGAGGAAUUGAAGACCCAUUUGCUUUCCAAGAUGGAGGGAUCGACCAAGAACGUCUUACUUUCUUCCGGUGGGGAUGAGAUCUCCAAGAAUCUGGCUCUUCAUCUUGCCAGAAGGGGUUGCAGAUUAGUUUUGAUUGGAAAUGAGUGUGUUCUUCAGAGCAUGAGUAAGAUGAUAGCGGAAUCGUUAAAGGGUGUACUGCCAAUUGAGGUUGUUGGGGUGGACAUGGAAGAAGAGAGAGAGGCGGCUUUUGAUGAGGCUGUGAACAGGGCAUGCGGUAUUUUGGGAACUUUGGAUGCUUUCGUCCAUGCUUAUUCUUAUGAAGGUCCCAUACAAGAUGCUUUACAACUAUCUGAAGAGGAAUUCAAAAAGAUUGUUAAGAUAAAUUUGAUGGCCUCAUGGUUUCUGAUGAAGGCUGUUUGUCGAAGAAUGCGAGACCAGAAAUCAGGAGGUUCAGUAAUUUUUUUAACCACCUUAAUUGGUGCUGAGAGGGGAUUGUAUCCAGGAGGAGCUGCAUAUGGAUCAUGCUCAGCAGGCUUACAGCAGUUAGCUCGAACUUCAGCUCUGGAUGUUGGAAAGUAUAAGAUCAGGGUCAACGCAAUCGCUCGUGGAUUGCACCUGGAUGAUGGAUAUCCUGUAUCAGUGGGCAAGGAACGUGCAGAGAAGCAAGUCAAGGAUGCAGCCCCGCUAGAAAGAUGGCUCGAUGUCAAGGAUGAUUUAGCUUCAACUGUCAUUUAUCUAAUCAGCGAUGGGUCACGGUACAUGACUGGAACAACCAUCUUUGUUGAUGGGGCACAGUCUCUAGUGAGGCCACGCAUGCGCUCAUAUAUGUAGUCCUGGUUAUAUUUGGUGGAUGGUCAGCCUUUGGGGGUGGAUGUAGGCCAUUGUUGAUUCACUCAACCACUGUAACUGGAGCUGUUGUUCAACUAAUGAAUAAUGUCCUCAUAGGCUCUGUAUUUGCUCGACCAUUCUCGUGAAUAAAGUCGAGGUAUGCCCGGGGGUGCUUCCUUUAAAUCAAUUAUUCUCUUCUUGAUUCACUCAACCCAUUGAGACUGUUUCCCCCUAGUACUCAUGAAUAAAUUUGAAGUUCAGUGAAAGUAUGUUUGAGUUGAUCAUUUCUUUAAAAAGCCUUUUUUUCUUCA
Molecule: messenger RNA, 1293 nt
Organism: Cucumis sativus (cucumber)
Lineage: Eukaryota; Viridiplantae; Streptophyta; Magnoliopsida; Cucurbitales; Cucurbitaceae
Product: 3-oxoacyl-[acyl-carrier-protein] reductase FabG
Exons: 6
Coding region: 185-985 (266 amino acids)
Source: RefSeq, a predicted model, not a curated record